Molecule: messenger RNA, 5064 nt
Organism: Protopterus annectens (West African lungfish)
Lineage: Eukaryota; Metazoa; Chordata; Ceratodontiformes; Protopteridae
Gene: MEF2D
Product: myocyte enhancer factor 2D
Exons: 13
Coding region: 1351-2817 (488 amino acids)
Biological process (GO): cell differentiation; positive regulation of transcription by RNA polymerase II
Molecular function (GO): protein dimerization activity; DNA-binding transcription factor activity, RNA polymerase II-specific; RNA polymerase II cis-regulatory region sequence-specific DNA binding
Source: RefSeq, a predicted model, not a curated record
AAGCUAACUAUUGAGAAGCAAGACUAUUUAUUACACCCAGUAAUAACGCGAUGUUAACCUCUAUUCCCGAAUUCCAACAGUCCGAGACACCAAACAUAAUCUAACAAGUACAGAACAGGACAAAUGUGUAUCAUUCAGCGGCUUUAAAAUCUAUUAUAAAAUCGAACUGUUAUUUUUCCAGGUGAUGCGAACAUAACCUUUGAGAGAAAGUGAAUAUUUAAUUCAAAAUCAACAGUAAUAUGUGAAUAAAUCCGUGUGAAAGGGUGGAGAUUGUGGAGCAGGAUGCACAAGAACUAGAGCUCUUUUGCGCCCCGUGGACAAGAGGAAGGCGCCUGUCCCUUUAAGACAGACAUACCAUUUCCUUCUCAGCAACUGGAACAGCCUGAGUGACAGCGCGGAAGGAUACUUCAACUCCGACGGCGCAACCUAACCCCAGAACAUAAGAACCACCAGUUCAUCUAUUUCUGUGCAUUCCAAUUGGGGAAACGUUAAACUCUCAGAAGUGAUUGGCCUAAAAGGCUGCCAUUCGUAUUUGUUGCUAAUACUAGGUUGCACUUGGUGGUUACAUUGUAUUUUCUUUUAGUGGUUUCAAUAGUUACCUGGGAGCAAAAAAAUAGGCAGGCAGUCGGGUAACAGCGAAAUAAAAGUGGGGCCAACCGAACGAGACUAGGACUGGGGGACCCCAGCUAUCGUAUGCAGUGCGGCGGGGUGAGUACAGAGUAAAGGGGUAGUACCCCAUCAUAUAUACCCCUGUCAGGAGGAGGUUGUCAAAGCUUAAUAGGUCUGGGAAUAUGGAAUGCUGCGUGAAAAUGUAAGAGAUCGUACUUUAACAAACAGUGGACUGAGUAUGUGUAAUAAUUCCUGAAUUAUUAUAUGAUGACAUUGUCUCGGUCUUGUGAGAGUCGUAGUCUGAGCCAGAUGCCAAACAAACGUACGUUGGUAUUCUAAAGCAGAGCUAAGAAACUGGGAUAUCCACAGGAGAUUCAAAUACAUUCUAAUUGGAUAGUUGCCUGUAUAGGAUUUCAUUAGGAUUCAAAGCCUCCAUCCAUCAAUAAUUCAUUCAUCUUUAGAGGUACAUCAUCCAGAAAUAUAUGUGAGUUGCUCAGGAUUACUAAUGGUUUGACAAGCACACACAUGAAAGACAGAAGUUUCUACAGUGUCCACUUGACAGAUUGCACUGCAACUUAUAAGAUUGAAAAGAAGAACUGCUCUGCUGGUGUGCAGACUUGGAGUUUAUAAUAAAAAACAAAAAUACCAUGAACUGAAGGACAAAGAGAAAAUAUUUUCCUCAAGAAAAGGAAUCUACUUCAGCACUAAGCUUUCUGCACUAAAAAAACAAUUAUAGGUAAAAUGGGGAGAAAAAAGAUACAGAUUCAGCGAAUAACAGAUGAAAGGAAUAGACAGGUGACAUUCACAAAACGGAAGUUCGGUCUGAUGAAAAAGGCCUACGAACUCAGUGUUCUGUGUGACUGUGAGAUAGCACUGAUCAUCUUCAACCACUCAAACAAGUUGUUUCAGUAUGCCAGCACUGACAUGGAUAAGGUGUUACUGAAAUACACAGAGUACAAUGAGCCACAUGAAAGUCGGACCAAUGCUGAUAUCAUUGAGACCUUAAGAAAAAAAGGCUUUAAUGGCUGUGACAGCCCAGAACCUGAGGGUGAUGACUCGAUUGAUCAGAGUCCGCUCAUGGAAGACAAAUUCCGUAAAGCUACUGAGGACCUCGAUGUGAUAUUCAAAAGAUAUGGUACUACUGUGCCUUCACAGAACUUCAGCAUGCCAAUCACAGUUCCAGUGACCAAUCAAAAUACAUUACAGUUUACUAAUCCUGGCGCUUCUCUGGUGACCCAUUCCUUGGUAACAUCAUCAUUAACCGACCCUCGUCUUCUUUCGCCACAACAACCAACACUUCAGCGAAACACAGUAUCACCAGGUUUGCCUCAGAGGCCAGCCAGUGCAGGUGCAAUGCUUGGUGGUGACCUCAACAACUCCAACUCAGCUUGUCCAAGUCCAGUGGGAAAUGGCUAUGUAAGUGCCAGAGCAUCCCCUGGACUCUUGACUGUGUCCAAUGGAAACAGUAUGGGUAAAGUGAUCCAGUCGAAGUCACCACCUCCUCACAACACACAACUUGGUAUUGCCAGUCGCAAACCAGACCUUCGAGUCAUCACUUCACAAAGUGGAAAAGGGUUAAUGCAACACUUGACGGAGGAAGAUUUGGAACUGGUGAGUUUAGGAGCGAAUGCACAGCGGUUGGGGGUGUCCCAGGGAGCUCACUCAUUAACCACCCCAGUGGUCUCUGUAGCAACUCCAAGUUUACUGACUCAGGGGGUACAGUUUUCAGCCAUGCCCACAGCAUACAACCCAGAUUACCAGCUGACAAGUGCUGAUUUAUCUCUACAUGCAUUCAACCCAUCUAGUGGCUUGUCGCUAGGCAACAUCUCUGUCUGGCAACAGCAACAGCAGCAGCUGGGGCCUGUGACAAUUAGUAAUUUAUUGCCCAGCAACCAGUUAAGUCAGAGCUUAGCACUAACUGUCAACACUAGUCAAAUCAAGAAAGAACCACCACAGUCACCAAACCGAGACCGCAGUAAUGCCAACACCCAGUCCUCCUCAAGUUACCCACAGCAGAUGCGCCAGGAGCCAACUGGUCGAUCUCCUGUUGACAGCCUCAGCAGCAAUGCCAGUUCUUAUGAAGGGAGUGACAGGGACGAUGGUCGUGCAGACUUCAGCUCAUCACUUGGGCUUCUAAGGCCCAGCAGAGAAACCGAAAACGAUAGUCCCUCUGUAAAACGCAUGUGUCUGGAUUCCUGGGUAACAUAACCUUCUGGCUCCAGCCUCUGCUCACACCUGGGAUGGGUUGGGGGGGCAGGGCUUGAAAAAGGACUAGAUGGUGCGAUCAUAUUUGAAACUGCCUGAGAAAUAGCUGUAGUGAUUUUUUCUGACAUUUCUCAAAAUGGACACGAGCUCAGGCAAUGUUUGUUGUGCAUAGUGUUGUCCACAUAUAUCAGUGGCUCCUGUCCAAGCCAGCCAGUAAAGAAGAAAAUGGAUGGUCUUCAAUUUUUCCCUCUUCUCUUGUUCCAAGAAAUAAUGACUAGAAGACAUGAGUUAGAGUUCCAGCCAGAUCGUGUAACACUUUAUGAACUUCCACAUGCUCAGACUAGUCUAAUUUGGAGCAGACAGAACUGUGGCUUCACAAGCACAUACCCAUAAAGAAUAUAUGCAUUGCUUCUGUGCACUUCCUUGCAUAAUAUGCUCUUGAUCUUUUAGCUAGCCGUUAUCCCUCCACCAGUUCUUACAAUGGAUACUGUACUUUUAGUAGGGAGUGUCUGCGGUCAUGGUGUUUUGCAGCUGUAACUCAAAACACAAACUUGAUAAGAAUGUCCAGGUUCAGAUCUAGAUAUAAUUGCUUACUCUACCAACUCAAGCAGUUCUUUCAACCUGCAGUGCCUCAGUCCAUUCACCCGUUGUAAAUAAAUAAAUAAAUAUGAUGGGUGAAAAGCGGAAGUCAGCUGAACAUCAGAUGUUGCACAGUAGUUGAUUCAUUUUCCAUGAAUAAACUGUUCAGAAAUCUAUAGCAGAAGUUUACACAGAAAUACAUAUACAUCUGUCAGGCCUUCAUCAGCUGCCACUUCCCAUUUCAUUUUAAGUAGGUAACUAAGUCAGGCUGAAGGCAGUUUUCAUCUAUUGCCUUGCUGCUUGUCUUUAAUUCCCAUUUUGUUUAGCGGGGCAUCUUCUGAUACAUGAGCAUGAUCUGCUCAGUCAGCUGAUCAGAGAAGGCUCAACACAUAUUACUAUAGCAUGUUACACUUGAACAGCUAGGUGUAUGUACUGAGCAUGCUUGAGCCAGUCAGAUGUAGUUAUGGCAGAGUAAUGAGAGCAGUGUGAAAGAUUCCACUUAUCUAAUUAAAAUGGCACUUCAUGUGGCACUUGCUUGUAGUAGGAAUAACUGUGAAAUGACAGCUAUUUUGGUUCUUCAGUUUUGCAUACUUAACUGUUUCACAGUUCCACAAGUUUAUUCAACUUCAGUAUGAUGUUGCCACAGUUUUUAUUUCAGAGGCGUUAUGUAUCUUUUUAUUUUAUGGUGUUAGUAGUAAUUUUAACUUAAGUACUUCUCAAACAAUAAUUAAUUUUGAUGAGUAUUGAUCCCUUUGGCAUAUACCAGUCUUAAAUUAACUUUUAAGUGUACCUUCAUUUACAGUGGAAUCAUGACUUGAAACAUGGGAGAUGCAUCAAAAGUCUGACACAUGUAAUACACAAUCCAAAGGACUUGAGUUGCAGGCUAAUUAGCAGCAAUUAUCAGUAAAAGUUUUCAGAUUUAUGCUAUACUUGCAUGAGAUUUGAAGACAGUUCAAGUUUAAAUGUUGGAAUAAGGAGAUCAGAUUUUCUAUAAAAUUAAUUUCUUGUUGAAUGUUUUAUUGUCAUCCUCAUCAAAAUCAAAUAUUUUACAUAAUUUUUAAAUUUAUUUAAAGUAAACUUCACAUUAGUUCCAUUUACACUGUUUUGCCAGAAGAUUUAGUACAUUGUAGUGAGAAGUGCUACAGGCAGGCAGCCUCUGAUAGUUUUCAUUUGUACUAUGUCAGAGGCUACAGGUAUGUAGUCCCUGAUAGUUUUCAUUUGUACUGUAUCAGGGGGUAUGUAGCCCCUGAUAGUCUUCAUUUGUACUGUACAUAAUGCCAGUGAUUAGCAGGGAUUAGCCCAAAACAAGUUUUAAUGGCUAUAAACAGAUACUGUUGCAUUCACUAUCUGCAAAUGCCCAUUAAAGCAGUAUAGUUGAUUCAAAAGGCAGUAAUUAGUUAGUAUGUAGUUUUUGUAUUGACAUGAAAAAAGUAAUACAAAUGACUGCUUCAGAAGUUACUAAAUAUGAUAGCUGAACUGUUCAGAUGUUCUUAUUUAGAUUUAAAGUACAAAAGUACAUCUAAUCAAGAAUGGUUCAGUGUGGCUGAAGCAAGUAUACACCCACGUGACUGAGUUACUAAUUACUUUUUCUUGCAGUGCUUCACUGUGCGUGCAAUCCAACAGAGCAUAUCUCACACACACACACAAAUACAUAUAUGUAUGUGUGUAUGU